This is a messenger RNA of Closterium sp. NIES-65, 3117 nucleotides long. The record is from the annotation of a GenBank genome assembly. Lineage: Eukaryota; Viridiplantae; Streptophyta; Zygnematophyceae; Desmidiales; Closteriaceae.
AUGAAGGCGCUUAGAGCUGGGUCAAAGGAGGCCGCCUCCUGUCCGGCCAUCAUCUCUGUUGCGGGAGCCACGGUGGACCUCCCCCCCGAACAGUGGAAGCUGCUCGCAGAGGAUAAGCAUCCUCUCACGGCCCGUCUGUUCGACUUUGUCACCGGGGACCUGGUCGACAAGAAGAGCUCGAACGCGAGCAUGCUCAUUCUGCUUCACCCCGACCACUUGUCGCUUGACGGUGACGAGACGUGGAACACGCGGUUCGUUCGCAUUGCUAUUCCCACUGGUGGUGCGGAACACGUGACCGCGGCUGAUGCGAUUGUGGAGUGGUUUCAGGGUCGCGUCGACGAGGAUUUUGCGCGCGGCUCCAUUCAGUGCACCCGCUCCCGCCAGCUUAAGGAUCCCGAGCGUCUGUUGGAUCUGGACGCGACGUCAUUGAAGGGCUCCUGCGGCAACAUCGCUUGUCUGUUCGCGUUCGACAAGAUCCUUGCCCAGUUGGACGAGGUCGCUGCCAGUGGAUCCGGGCCGCAAUUCUCGAGGCCAACCGCGAAGACUCUGAAUGCACUGCGGCAUGAGGUGUACCAAACCGCCGAAGAGCUCGUGUUCAACUUGAGCGUGGAUUUGACGCGACCCAUGCAAGGCGGUGAGGCUGAAAGUGCUGAAAUGGGGAAGGUGCAGAAAGUGGCUACGGGUGCGCAGGUUGCUAACCAUGGUGUUCUCGCUCUCACAGGUGCUGCUGGUGUUUCGAACCGCGGAGGUGCUCGGGGGGGGACGGUGGUCCACGCUGAUGACGAAGGGGCCGAGGAUACCGCGACUAAGGGUGCAACCCGCGAUGAGGCUGAUCGCGCUGUUGCGCGUGAGGGGGAGGAGUCGAGCGAGGAGGAGGCGGAGGCUCACGUGGUAGCGGCCGCGGCAUCCAGCAGGCCCACUACAUCCGGCAAGAGCAUCAAGCACCUUGCGCAGCACUUGGCCCCCGGUGCUGGAAGCGCGGGCCCGAGUGGUGAGGUCGCGGGCAAGAGUCCCGUGACAGGUCCGCGUGAUCACGCGUCCCUGUCCUCGUUGCCAUCGCAUAAGCUUGCUGCCGAGAUCCUGCAGCUCGAAUUCAGGCUUGCAGCGCUGGCCGAAGAGAACGCACGGCUGAAGAAACGCCAGGAGUCGGGGGUUGGUGGGGUCACGGUCGUGGGCUCUGAGGAGCUUGCGUCCGCGCUUGCUAAUGCGGUUCGGGUGUUGGAGAAGGAGGCGAGGGCGAUCGCGCAGGAAAGAGCGGCCCUGGUCGAUACCCGUAACCAGGAGGCGUUGGUGCUGGGGCGAGUGGACGCGAGGCUGGGACAGCUGCAGGGGGUUGUGACAGACUCCAUGGAAGCCGCUCAGAAGAAGCUGACGGACGAGGUUGCGCGGAAGAUCGACAACAUGUCGACCGCGGUCUCCGCGACAGCAGAGCGGGCAAUCACCACCAGCGGGGUCACGAACGCGCUGCACACCCUCAUCGCGCUCGUUGGAGGAGCCCCCCCGCCGUGCACGGAUAAUGAAGGAACGGCCGCGACGGAGAUUGCCGAGCCCGGGGAUGCAGAGCUUGGAAAGCGGGCAGCGGGUGCGAAGGCGGAGAAUCAACGGGGGGCGAAGAGGCAGAGAGGUCCCCAGGCAGCGGCCGCGGUGCGCAAUCCGAGCGUGCAGGACAUGCUGAAGCAGAAGUGGGGCGCUGCAUCGCGAGGUGCAGCACCGCCUGGUCAACCGGGUUCGAGCUCGCGCUCCAUCCCACCUGGAGAAGCUGCACCCAAACCACCGGGCCCUGCCGGGGCAACCGCGACAGUGACAAGUACUGUGGGUCGGGGCAAGGGUAAGGCGGAGGAUGGAGAGGCGCUGGCUGCUGCGCGUUCGCUGGCCUCGAGGCGUGGGGUCCAGUCCGCGGCGGGUGCUGCGGCAGAGGGCAGGCAGACCACGCUCGCACCCGCUCGUGCUGCAAUCACCGCGGGACAUCUGCACAGCGCACUGGCAUCUGCAAGUCCUAUCGCGGCCUCGGUCGAGGGCAAGGCAGAGAAACGCGGACGGGGUGGCAAGAAGUUGCCCACUCCACCCGUGUACACGAUCGACGAGGACGAUGCGGAUGAGGAGCUGGAGGGUCUCGUGAGCAGGUGGGUCGAGGCGGGCGACGGAGGAGAGAUGGAUGGGGAGGCCGCGGUCGAUACUUAUAGCGGCGGAGAGAGCGCGGACGAGCAAGACGGAGACCCCGUGAUCGUGGAAAGUGGCACAACGGGAGGACAUGGUGACACCGGCCCCAAGCGCAAGGGCUGCGGCGUCCGCGCUCCACCCAGUUUCUGGCCCGGAUUGGUUUCUGAACCCCACCUGGGGGGGAAGAAGCGAUGGCUCGGACACGGCGACCGCGAAGACCUGCAGUACAAGACCGCGAUCGCGAUGUAUCCAUACGACGGGAAGGUCGACCCCGGGUUGAACCUGAGCCAGAAGCAGAUCCGAGAGUGGGCCGCGGACCUGUCCAUCGUUGAGGGGUUACAUACGGGCCUCUUAAUCACCAUGCACUACCGCAACCUCGUGGCAAGCAAGGACAGGUGGCAACGCAUGUUCGAUUCCUAUCACGGGCUUACCAAGCCCGGAAUGCACACCACCAACGUGAUUGCAUGGGCCGCGGUGGUAGGCAAGGAGGCUGCAGCAGAAGAAGCGGAUCUCGGCGACGUGGAGCCGACGGACUACGCGGGAGCGAUCGCAUGCGCCAUUGCAAUGGUGUGGGAGGUCACUCGCGGUUCUAACGUCACUGCCGCGGCGGAUAAUGGAAACCUGGCCGCGCGUGCUGCUGGUUGCUAUGGAGAGCGAAGCCGUCUCUUCCCCGUAGUAUCCGCGUACGUCAUCAAUGCGGUGCGGAAGCGCAAUCGCCGCGAGGAAGAUGAGCCACAGGUUGUCGCGGACCCGAAGGCGGUCGCCGCCGCGAUCGUGUCCGGAGUCGUGAGCGAGAUCGUUGCAAAGUCUCGCGAUCUCAGGCACAUUGAGUUGGCCGCCCGCGAAACGGUGGACGUUAUCAUCACCUGGUGCGACUGCUCGGUGGCAGGGAAGCAGAUGGAGUCCUUGGGUUUGUACCUUGCCCUGCCCAAGGAUCGUCUGAAGAAGCGGACUUGA